GAGACACCGGUCGUACAGCAAUGAGACAGCACUGUACAGGGUAAUGUUCCAGCUCAGACAUGCCUUAUGUGGAUCGUCAGAAUCGCAUUUGUGGCUUCCUGGACAUCGGGGAGCAUGAAAACAGUGGGAAGUUUCUGCGGAGAUACUUCAUCCUGGAUACCAGUCAAGAUAGCCUUCUCUGGUACAUGGACAACCCUCAGAACCUACCACUUGGCUCCCCCUCUGUUGGAUCUCUAAAGCUGACUUACAUUUCUAAGGUCAGUGAUGCCACAAAACUUCGACCGAAGGCUGAAUUCUGCUUUGUUAUGAAUGCUGGAAUGAGAAAAUUCUUCCUUCAGGCGAAUGAUGAGCAAGAUUUGGUGGAAUGGAUCAAUAUGCUCAACAAGGCUACUAAAAUUACAGUUCCAAAGCCCUGUGACCCACUAUGUCCCACUGACAACCAAAACAACCAGAUUGACAAUUCCGGGUGCAAAAAGCAGAUGUCUUACAGGACAGAUAUAGUAGGUGGGGUCCCAAUCAUUACACCAACACAGCAAGAGCUCAGUGAGUGUGCAGACAACGGUGAUCGCGGCAAACUGAAGCGCACACAGAGCCAGCUCCCAUGUUCACCCAACAGAGUCUCCGAGAGCAGAGUGAUAAAGGCCGGAUACUGUGUGAAACAAGGGGCUGUGAUGAAGAAUUGGAAGAGAAGAUACUUCAUUUUAGAUGAGAACACAAUAGGAUAUUUUAAGUCCGAAAUGGAUAGAGAUCCUCUUCGUCUCAUACAGCUGAAAGAGGUUCAGAAGGUGCAAAAAUGCAAACAAAGUGAUAUUAUGAUGCGGGACAACCUGUUUGAAAUUGUGACCACUUCACGAACAUUUUAUGUGCAGUCUGACAGUCCUGAGGAGAUGCAAAGCUGGAUUCAAGCCGUUUCUGGAGCUAUUGUGGCACAACGUGGGCCAGCUCGAUCUGCAGCAUCUGAGGCCACCAGCUCAUACCCUGACUACAGCUCAUCUUUUCGUGGCUUUAAUCUCCCUCACUCAGCCGCUCGAGUUCAACUCUCAGACCCAGUGCAGUCUUAUCGGGAGAAGCAAGGAUCAAAUGCCAUUACCAAGGCCCAGCCAGGAUACGGCAAGAUCCCGUCUCUCUCUGCAGGAAACCAGCCUAACAAAGUGACUUCCUCAGAUUCCGUCACCCAGCACAGCUGUCUUCCAGAACCUUUGAUCUUGGAUAUAGAUGAUGCCAGCCUACCAGUUACUGAUGUCUGAGCUCCCUUUGCCAAAUGUUGAGGGUCAUUUGGGUACCAUACAGCAUUAUCUGCAGUCCAUAAUCUUUCAGCACACUGCACAUCCAACAUCUCCUGACCUGCAUGCACUCUGCAGAGAUGGGAACCCUGCUUACUGCCAGGUAUAUUUAAGGACUACAUAAAGUGGAUUGUGCAAUGUGAAGAAAAACAUUCCCAAAACAAAUGUUGAACUUUCCUCUUCUGCAGCCAAAGCAAGAACACUUUCAUCAGGUUUCCCUUGUAUAAUGAACUGUUACCAGUGUCGUUGAGCAUGCCAGGUGUGGCAUGUAGUGCCUUGUUGCUCUU
Bombina bombina (fire-bellied toad) is the source of this 1570-nucleotide messenger RNA. RefSeq names its product pleckstrin homology domain-containing family A member 1-like. The record is from RefSeq and is a predicted model, not a curated record. Gene Ontology annotation, cellular component: cytoplasm; membrane. The transcript has a single exon. Gene Ontology annotation, molecular function: PDZ domain binding. NCBI's taxonomy places the organism in Eukaryota, Metazoa, Chordata, Amphibia, Anura, Bombinatoridae. The coding region runs from base 60 to 1247 and encodes 395 amino acids.